UUCGCGGGAUCGUCUUCUUAUGUAUUUCCAUCUGCUGAUCGACUGCGGCAUCAUGUACGCCUUCGUGAUCGCUCAUGCGUUGGAUGAACGGGACUCCGUAUGGAGGUACAGCCUUAUGUGCGCCAUAACGUGUCUCAUGAUCCCACUGAUAAAUCUACUGCCCGAGAGCCCGCUCAGUUAUCUCAGGAAGAACGACGAGGCUAACGCGAAGAUUUCUCUAAAAUGGUUUCGCGGCCACGCUUACAAGGACGACGUCGAAAUGGAGGGGCUAAAGCGUCUCUCUUCUGCGGUUCGCUCGGGAAAGAUCACGAGCAUCCUGCGGAACUGGCGCGUCGUUCGGUCCUUCCUCGCAUGCUUGUUCGUGUUCCUCACCCAACAAUUCAGCGGCGUCACCACCAUGCUCUUCUACUCGUUGACGCUCUUCAACGUCGGCGGUUCGGGUUACUUGACCGCGAGCGAGCUCACCGUCGUCCUCGGCGCCGUGCAAAUAUUGUCCUGUCUCCUAGCGACCGCUCUGAUAGACGUGCUCGGACGUAGGAUACUGUUGGCCGCAUCCUCGACGUUUAUGGGAUUGUUCCUGAUACUGUUAGGUUGGUUCUACGAUUUGCGGGAGCAAGAUCCGGAAUACGACGACAUCUACUACUGGAUGCCUCCGGCGUGGACGACGUUGUUCUUCGCCGCUUACAACAUCGGCGUCGGGCCGAUCUCGUGGUCGUUGCUGGGCGACAGCUUCCCGAUGGAAGUGAGGGCGACCGGCGCGGCCUGCGCGGCCGCCUUCAACUGGCUGCUGUCUCUGAUCGCGACGAUGAGCUUCGGCGAGAUGCUGGACGCCCUCGGCGUGCCGAGGACCAUGUGGCUCUUCGCCGGCUUCUGCUGGCUGGCCGGCGCCCUCUGCGUCCUCCUCGUGAAGGACACCCGCGGCCGCAGUCUGGCCGAGAUACAAGGGAGCUUCGGCAUCGAGGAACGCCGAUGAGUGGAAAGAGACAGCUCCGGGCGGACGCGAAGACGACUAUCACGCGGCGACAGCCGCCUCUCCGCCCUCGUCGAUAUUGAGAAACGAGCGCUCGGCCGCAAGACGAAUGUCUUCGGACAAGACGGCCCGAUACGGCCGGCCGGUGCCGAUGAUUUACUAGCCUCUAGAUCAUUCUCCGCGUCCUGCCCCGGCAACUCGGCCGUUUUAUCUCGCGUUUUGACGUAAUCUGCAGCGCGCUAGAGCUGUCGGAAGGGCCGUUGCGCGAGCUGAAAAUUACGACCUCGUAAAUCAUGCAAAUAAAUGCACGCCGUGUCCCACGCGAGCGACGGCGCAACAACGCACCGGAUUCGCAGCACGUGCCGGUGAGUAGCGAGAGAGUAAUCAACCGUGAAACACCGUGUCUCCGUCGCUCGAAUUCGACUAAUCGGACGGCCGGCCUCGCAGCGGCGGGACGACGUCGCGAACGUUGACACGUUGUCGAGCGCGUUCGAUAAAUGCGUCGAUCUCGCUGUAAGUCGCCGAACGAAAAUACGACGAUCCAGCGAGGAAAACGUAUCACCUCAUUCCGCAAUCCGCGAUAUCGGACGCGGCGGCGUCAGUUGGCGCCGCGCCAGCAAGCGGAGAUCCGUCCGUCGUAUUUUGUUGCGGCCUGAAAUAUCGCUAACA
This is a messenger RNA of Dinoponera quadriceps, 1639 nucleotides long. Its product is annotated as facilitated trehalose transporter Tret1-like. Gene Ontology annotation, cellular component: membrane. The coding region runs from base 20 to 973 and encodes 317 amino acids. NCBI's taxonomy places the organism in Eukaryota, Metazoa, Arthropoda, Insecta, Hymenoptera, Formicidae. The record is from RefSeq and is a predicted model, not a curated record. Gene Ontology annotation, molecular function: transmembrane transporter activity. Gene Ontology annotation, biological process: transmembrane transport. The transcript has 4 exons.